Messenger RNA from Anopheles coustani, 537 nucleotides. RefSeq names its product C-type lectin 37Da-like. Lineage: Eukaryota; Metazoa; Arthropoda; Insecta; Diptera; Culicidae. Gene Ontology annotation, molecular function: carbohydrate binding. Gene Ontology annotation, cellular component: external side of plasma membrane. The record is from RefSeq and is a predicted model, not a curated record. The coding region runs from base 1 to 537 and encodes 178 amino acids. The transcript is spliced from 3 exons. Gene Ontology annotation, biological process: biological process involved in interspecies interaction between organisms.
AUGGAAGUAAGUCGUGUGUUUCUUGUCGUCAUUGUGGUUUGUAUCCUUGCGGAAAGAGGUACUCUGCAAAGUGAACAGGUGUUUGCUUUGGAGCGUCAGAAGUCGUAUUACUUCGGAUCUACGUUCAAGAUUAAUUGGUUCAAAGCAGCGGAGUUCUGCCGCAGUCGCGGGAUGUUCCUCGUAUCCGUUAUCAAUCAAGAACACCUCGAAGAAAUAGUAAGCUUCGUGAACAACAGUGGCAUCUUCGUAACGGCCAAUGAAAUCGUUCUAUGGACAUCGGGAAAUGACUUGGGUGAAGAGGGACAAUUCCACUGGGCGUCGACGGGCGAUCGGCUCACUCUGAAUGUGUGGGGGGCAAAUGAACCAAACAAUAUCAAGUUUGAAGACGGCUGGACGGAAGAUUGUGUGCAACUAAAAAUAGAAACGUAUGAAAACGACAAAACCAAGUUGAAGUCGAAGUUUAACGAUGUGUCCAUGUGGCACGGCGAAGAACGUGAACCGGUGGUAAGAUACUUGGCCAGUAUCAAUUACAUCUAA